Girardinichthys multiradiatus is the source of this 2780-nucleotide messenger RNA. RefSeq names its product dickkopf WNT signaling pathway inhibitor 3a (gene dkk3a). NCBI's taxonomy places the organism in Eukaryota, Metazoa, Chordata, Actinopteri, Cyprinodontiformes, Goodeidae. Gene Ontology annotation, biological process: negative regulation of canonical Wnt signaling pathway; multicellular organism development. The transcript has 7 exons. The coding region runs from base 222 to 1043 and encodes 273 amino acids. Gene Ontology annotation, molecular function: co-receptor binding; receptor antagonist activity. The record is from RefSeq and is a predicted model, not a curated record. Gene Ontology annotation, cellular component: extracellular region.
UGGUGAGAUCUGGGCUUUAAUUAGCCAUUUCAAAACGCAGGUUUUUUCUGCAAGAAUUACAGAAUGGAUUCUUACUUGUGAAGUGAUUACUCUGCUGUGACGGAAAACAGCUGUGACGAGGCUGUUUGUGUCUCGGACUCGGAGCAGCAGCCACACCCUCCUCCUCCUCCUCCUCCUCCUCCUCCUCCUCACCGUGCAGCAGCAGGACCAGCAGCAGCAGCAUGAUGCGAUCUAUCCUUACAGUUUUGGCGCUGACAGCAGUCUGCAAUGGCAUCCUGCCUGAGAUAGUAGAGUCGGGAAUCAAUCACAUCGUGGAGGGACCGUCGGAGCUGGACCGCAUAGUUGUACAGCGACUGCAGGAGGAUCCGCAGCAAAAGCCUGAGGAUGCGUUUCUCCAGGCAAACAACAGUGUCAGCCCUCAUCACAAUGACCUUCCUCAGAGUCAUCCCAAUGAGACUGAUAAAACUAAUGAUGAAUCUGUGCACUCCUUAGCAGGACAGGCUACAAACAUUACUGCCACAGUUGUCCCAGCCAUUGACCUGGAUAACAAUAUCAAUCAUGGAUGCAUCACUAAUGAUGACUGUGGGAAAGGAAGGUAUUGCUUCUCUGACACACAGAAGACAAAGUGUCAGUCAUGUAAAGACACUGAUAUGUCUUGUUCUAAAGAUGAGGAGUGCUGUGGUGACCAGAUGUGUGUGUGGGGUCAGUGCAGCCAAAAUGCUACCAAAGGAGAAGCUGGCUGCACUUGUCAAUACCAGGCUGACUGUAAGCCAGAUCUUUGCUGUGCUUUGCAUCAAGCCCUGCUCUUCCCUGUCUGUUCAGCUAAGCCGAUUGAACGUGAACGCUGCUUUGAUGUCUCCAACAACCUGAUGGAGCUUUUGUCCUGGGACAUGCAGGAUAAUAAACCCAGGAAACACUGUCCAUGUGUAGGAGAUCUUCAGUGCCAGCACCUCGGGCGAGGGUCCAUGUGCCUGAAAGCAGAGGACUCAAGUGAAGAGGAUCUGACGGACUCUCUGUACUCAGACAUUGACUACAUUCUUUAGACAAAGCUUGACUGAAUUUACACUCUCAUAAACAGCAUGGAAGAUGUCGCCACUGGCCUAAUUGUUGCACUCUCUUUUUGCCAGCUUAAUCCAAAGUUGUAAAGUUUUAGAGCAAAGAUAAUGGGUAGAAUUAGAGUAAUAAUCACUGAUAAUAUUGCAACAUGAAACAACCUAGUCACAGCUGGGAUUUCUUUUUGAAAUCUAUUGUCUGGUACCAGUUCACAUUAUUUCUCUGAAUGAAAGUCACAGUCAAGCUUGUGUUAUUUCUUGCAUUUUAGGGGCAUUUAGACAAAAACCACCAAUUUAUGCUCUUACACUUUUUUUAUAAGAAGAUAUUUUUUAGCUUUCUUUAGUAAUCAUAGCAUGUAUUGUUUAUUUCUAUGUAUUUCUUAGAAGAUGGCCAAUGUUUGUAUUAUGUCCCCCAGUAGCCUGCUGCACCCACAUUAUUUUUCAAUAUUAUUUGACACAAAUGCUGUUUUGCGGCACCAGUAUUUGUUUUGAGACACUCAAGAGGAAUUCAACCCAGUUUGUACGUUUCUAAGGUUUUUAUUAGCAAACGCCUCAACCAAAUAUAUAUAUUUAAAUUGAUGCAAGAUUCCCAGUGAAGUUCAGAUCUGUGGAGUUUCUAGAUCAAAGCUGCAACCUCUUAAUGUUAUCUUUUAGCUCCCUAACGCUGGAAAAUACACAAACAUCCCUAAAUAAAUUGUUGUAACAGAAUCACUAAAAGAUGAUGCAGCUGGAUGUUUUGACUCCACUCCUUAUUCAUGGCGGUGAAUUGUGUGUAACCCCACUCGCUUGAAAGAGAAGCAACCACAUAUGUUCUCCAGAGUCAUGAUUGCCCAAUAGAAAGGAGGAAACAUCCGAGAAUUUUGCAUCAGUUUCCUGCUGUCCAUUCAUGUAUUCUCUGAAGACUUUGUUUGUAGUUGAUGCCUUUCUUAUAAAACAAAAUGUGGCUUUUUUGUUGCUUUUCAUGUCACAUGGCUGCUAUUUUAAAGUCUUUGUUUUAAGCAAGCUCUGCACUGGUGGUACUCUUUGGUAUUCUGAAGCUUUCUCUGUUGCAAAGAAAUCAAUACAGGUGCAUGUUCUUAGCAGCAAUUCUUUGCACAAAUCCAUCCUGAGACAAAGUGAUUGUGUUUGCAGAUUUGACUUGGAGAUAACUUGCUAAAAACAAGUUUUUUUAGUAACCAGUCUGCUAAUAGUCAUUUUAGCUGGACUCUUCACAGCUUCAACAGUGCUUUUAGCAAUGCUGAAAUAAAGGCAAUUGAUCAUUUUUAUGCCAGGACAAAGUUGUGGGGGGAAACCUUUUAAGCUAAAAAAAAACAUAAUGUAAUACUAUUACGUGUAAUAUAAUAGCAACAUGAAACAGUCCUGCAAAAUCCAAUCUGCAAAAUGUACAACAUAAAUUUGUCACUGCUAAUACGUUAGGCCAUGACUGUAAGAAUAAAAUGUAAGUAUCCUGAACAGAACCACACUUUUUCUGUUAUGGAUUUAGAGAUUGCAUCACUCUGUACUAAGGGAUGUUUUCUCAUAUAUAUUUCCUUGAAAGACUUGCAUGGGAAAAUUGACAAAAUAAAUUUAUAGACCAUAACAUAAAAAAAUGCUGGUUUGUUCACAGUUUUAAAACAAAAGUUAAAGUUAUCCUUUCCAUUUUAAAAAAUGCAUGAAUUUGAUGCUGCCUCGUAAAAGUGUCAGUCACCAUCCUGCCUGGGAAAAAUAAAAAUCUCACCUCAACCUAAA